GCAGGCUCCAUGCUACUAUUGUCUAACAGGAGAGCGGGCUAUUUGCAAAAUAAAGGUAGCCUCCUGCCUCAGUGUUUGCCCCUACGAGGGCUGAUUCAUGCGAGUGGGGUGAUUGUCUUUUCUUUUGCCCCUUUUAAAGUGAAAUGAGCGCCUAUCGUUAGCGGUAGUCCUCUGGGUUUUUCCUCCCACACAGCUUGAGCUCCUCGCCGGGUCGGAUGCUGGAAGUCCUCGCCGAUAAGAGAUCGCGCAGAGCUCGCGGAGAAAAGCAGACUGGACGCGGAAGGAAGCAAAGGAAGAAUAGAGCAGCAUUUUAAUACCAAAUCAGGACACAUGUUGAGCUAACGGCCCUCGCCACCUCCUCCCCCCUUCUUCUCCUCCCAAAUGCAUUUGUAGGCUCAGUCGCUUUCCCGUUACUGCGCGUUAGGAGAGAGCCAGCAGCUCCGAGGAUCCCCCGCUCGCCGUCUUGGAAGGACGAUCAUGGAUCUGAGCAAAAUCGCUGUCAGCAUCAACAAGGCCAUCAACACACAGGAGGUCGCUGUCAAAGAGAAGCAUGCCAGGACCUGCAUCUUGGGGACCCAUCAUGAGAAAGGUGCCCACACCUUCUGGGCGGCAGUCAACCGGCUUCCUCUCUCCAGCAACGCCGUGCUCUGCUGGAAGUUCUGCCAUGUCUUCCACAAGCUGCUGCGGGACGGGCAUCCGAACGUGAUAAAGGACUCCAUGAGGAACAAGGCUGAUUUAACUGAUAUGAGCAGGAUGUGGGGUCACCUGAGUGAAGGCUAUGGGAAGCUGUGCAGCAUCUACCUCAAACUGCUCAUCACCAAAAUGGAGUUUCACAUCAAAAACCCUCGUUUUCCAGGAAACCUUCAGAUGUCAAACCGACAGCUCGACGAGGCGGGAGAGAACGACGUCAACAACUUCUUCCAGCUGACCGUAGAGAUGUUUGACUACCUGGAGUGUGAGCUCAACCUCUUCCUGGGUGUGUUCAGCUCUCUAGACAUGUCUCGGUCGGUCUCUGUGACGGCGGCGGGUCAGUGUCGUCUGGCCCCCCUCAUCCAGGUUAUCCUCGACUGCAGCCACCUGUACGACUACACCGUCAAGCUGCUGUUUAAGCUGCACUCAUGCCUUCCAGCUGACACUCUCCAGGGCCACAGAGAUCGCUUCCAGGAACAGUUCAAGAAGCUAAAGAGUCUGUUUUAUCGCUCCAGUAACCUGCAGUAUUUUAAGAGGCUGAUUCAAAUCCCACAGUUGCCUGAGAACCCUCCAAACUUCCUGCGUGCAUCUGCUCUGUCGGAGCACAUCAGCCCCGUGGUCGUGAUCCCCGCCGAGUCGUCGUCCCCGGAGUCAGAGCACGUAGUGGAAACGGACGACCUGGUGGACACGGACGUCCCCGUACUGCCGGCUCCUGUGGAGACAAAAUUCGACGACCUGUUUGGCACCUCGGCUGCUAUCGACCCGUUCAACUUCAACAGUCAGAACGGCAUGCGCAAGGAUGACAAAGACCGGCUGAUCGAGCAGCUGACGAGGGAGAUCCAGGCCCUCAAAGAGGAGCUGGAGUCUUUCAGACUGGAGAGCGGCCGGUUGUGCCAGGCUCUGCGGGGGCGAGUCAACGAGCUGGAGGCGGAGCUUGCCGAGCAGAGCCACCUGAGGCUACAGGCUGUGGGAGAGAGCGAGUUCCUGAAGGCCGAACUGGACGACCUGCGGAGGGUCAGGGAGGACACGGAGAAGGAGCAGAGAAGCCUAACGGAGAUUGAGAGAAAAGCUCAGGCCAACGAGCAGCGCUACACCAAGCUGAAGGAGAAGUACACCGAGCUGGUUCAGAGCCACGCAGACCUGCUGAGAAAGAACGCAGAGGUGACCCGGCAGAUGACGGUAGCUCGGGCAGCACAGGAUGAAGUGGAGGCGGUGAGGAAAGAGAUGCAGGAGAAGGUGAAGGCCGCUCAGGAGGCGGCGGACAGACAGGAGCGGGAGCAGCUCGAGCAUCUUCAGGAGCUCCAGAGAGAGCUGGUCUCAAGCCGGGCAGAGCUGGACUCCCUGAAGACCAGCAUGGCCUCUUCGCAGCAGUCGAGCGAGGUGCUCGGCACUCAGCUGGCAGCGUUGGAGUCGGAGAAAGCCGAGCUGGUCCAGUCGUUGUCGAAGGUGGAGGCGGAGCUUGCGGCCCGGGGGGAGGAGCUAGAGCGGGUCCAAAGCUCGCUGGUGACGGAAAGAGAGAGCAGGGUGAAGAGUGCUGAAACCCUGCAGAACCAACUCAACGAGAAGGAGAGCAGGGAGCAGGCGUUAGAGAGCCAGCUGGCAGCGGCUCGUUGGGCCAGCCUGCAGGGCGCCGUGGAGGAGGCGGAGAAGAUCAUCCAGGACAGUCUGGCUCAGAUAGACGACCCGGCGCACAUCAGCUGCACCAGCUCGGCAGACUACCUUGCAUCCAGGUGUCAAGCCUCCUUAGAGUGUAUGGAGAGAUUAAAUUCUACCAGAGUGGCCUUCCUGGCUGACAACACGGGUGUGUCUGAGCUGGUGCGUGCAGUGACCCAGUCUGGCCACCUGGUGGGCGACACCAUAGUUCAGGGUAGUGCCACCUCCCACAUGGUGCCUGUGGAGCAGGCUGACGCCCUGUCAGAGAGUGUGAAGGUGUGCGGGGCUGAAGCUUUGGCUCUGCUGGGACUGAUGAAGCAGCAGGACGGCCUCGCUGCAGCGGACAGCGGCAAGCUGAAGGCAGCUCUGGAGGCCGUCCUGGCCACGGCAGAGAAAUUGCGUCCUCAGGGUUUGGAGCUGCAGCAGGGGGAGCUGGGAGACCUCGUGGAGCAGGAAAUGGCUGCCACUUCUGCCGCUGUGGAAUCAGCCGCUGCCAGGAUAGAGGAAAUGCUCAACAAUUCUCGAGCAGUUGAUACAGGAAUCAAGAUGGAGGUCAACGAGAGGAUCUUGGCCUCCUGCACAGAGCUCAUGCAGGCCAUCAAGGAGCUUAUUUUGUCUUCCAAAGAUCUGCAAAGAGACAUCGUGGAGAGUGGAAGGGGGGCAGCCUCCAUGAAGGAAUUUUAUGCCAAGAACUCACGCUGGACCGAGGGCCUGAUCUCUGCCUCCAAAGCGGUGGGAUGGGGCGCUACAGUCAUGGUGGAUGCUGCUGACCUGGUGGUUCAGGGCAAAGGGAAGUUUGAGGAGCUGAUGGUGUGCUCACAUGAAAUUGCUGCCAGCACAGCACAGCUCGUGGCUGCUUCCAAGGUAAAAGCAGACAAAGACAGCACCAAGCUGCACCGCCUGCAGCAGGCGUCCCGCGGCGUCACACAGGCCACCGCGGCCGUCGUGGCCUCCACUAAGUCUGGGAAGUCCCAGAUUGAAGAGACAGACACUAUGGACUUCUCCAGCAUGACUCUCACCCAGAUCAAGCGACAGGAGAUGGAUGCACAGGUCCUGGUUCUGGAGCUGGAGACCCGUCUGCAGAAGGAGCGAGAGCGUCUCGGCGAGCUGAGGAAGAAGCAUUACGAACUGGCCGGCGUAGCAGAAGGCUGGGGCGAGGAUGAAGAGGGCACAGGCUGAUCCCCGCCACCGGUGUCGUCACCCCACUCCUCCUCAACCCAGAAGACCGGCUUCUGUCUGCCUCUUUCUAUUUAUAGACACACUUUUCAGCCUUUCUUCUCCCUUGUUAUUUUUUUAAUUAUUAUUUGUUUGUCUGUUAUCCAAGCCAAAUGAAAAGGUGCUUCUUUUCUAAACCCGCUUCUCCACCCAUGUCCCGAAGCUUCCAUAAAGGACAGCACCAAGGGCUCAGCAACAGCGGAGGAUGGGUGGGGGUGUUAGUGGUAUCGGAGGGACGAACACGUGCACACGAGGAACGGUGUGAAAGACGACCCACAGCCCGGCUUCGCGGCCUUCCCCCCCGCUCCUCCUCCUGGACUGUGUUGGGAAAACUCAGCGGCGAGGUCUCUUAUUGUCGUUUCCCUCCUCGCUGCACAAGUUCUACUCGUCAUCCCGGGACGCACCGCACAAAGGCCGAACUCUGAGGAGCAGGACGGGGGGGGGGAGAUGAGUCCACCCAGCCCACAUUCGUGUCUCCGUAACAUAGACGGCGUGCUCUCCCAUUUAAAAACAGAUGUUUUUGUCCUGCGCGUGAAACCGCGGGAGCCCGAGACGCUUCUUUUUUUCUCACUGUGAAUUCUCACCUUAUUGAGUCCGCUUCGCUGGACUUUCUGCCUUUCACCUCCUCACCAUUGUAACGACCAUGACUGUUAACUUAAACACCGACCCCUCCCACACACACAGACACACCCCUGAUUUUUGGUCUUUAUUUUAAUAAGUGUUCAAAUAGAACGGUCCAUGUGCAGGAGGGUAGGGUUGCAAAGUAGCACACACACACACACACACACACACACACACACACACGGUCCCUGUGAACUACCUCAUGCUACAUCAUUGGAGGUAGCCGUGCAUCAGGGGAAGGUUUAGAUGAGCAGGUUUGCUGAAAACACUAAUAACAUGGGUCUGAUUUUUCAGAUUUUCCUUCUUAUACUGGUUAAACUGGGGAACAGGGUAGCGAGAGGCAGCCCUCUUUAUUAUCGUUAUUUUUCUUAAUAUAGAGCUCGUUCUGAUGUCUUUUUCUCUUCAUCUAAACACAAGUUUUGCUCCUCGGUUCAGUAAAGACAGAGACCCUCCUCUGCUGUCUCGUCACAAGCUUAGCCCAAUAAAUCAGCAGGAGAAGAAAUAUCCAUGAGAACUUUGAACUUUCUUGAAGUCAGACUUAAACGAGGACUCGAGGCCAUUCCCACUGCACAAACCUUUAGAUCAGCCCGGUUUGAUCACAUGACCCAGCCUCUCACCACGCACAGCGGGGGACCGACUGCCGUUAUUUUCCCUGAAUUCCUUCUCUGAGUGACAGAGGGAUCACGGGGUCUGGGACGAAAGCAAACUGCAGUGUUUUUUCAAUAGCUUCCUAAAGACCAAGUAGCUGUGGACAUAAACUACAAGCCUCCUGUUGUUGGAAAUAAUAUUUUGCUUGCUUUUAAGGAUUCGGUUUAACUUAAACAAAACAGUUAGUUUCCUAACUUCCUGCUGAACCCGACGAGCUGCCGUUUGGACUCUGAAACCUGAGACGAGCAGGCGUUUAUUUUCAACCCUCAACACGUUACUUACCUUCUUUCUAUUCGAUGACCCGCGGUUGGUGGUGGUGGGGGUUUGUCUCUCUGUGUCUUAACGUACUUUAGUUUUGGACGCUCCGCUUCAGCUGCAUAUCUCUAAAAGGUUGUGACACUGGGUAAUUUAACAGCUGCUGGUCGAAUAGUAUUUGCCAAUAAUAAUAAGAAGUAUUAUCUGCAGUGCUAUUGAGUCCAGGUCUUUUUGUACUAAAUGAUUUUUAGCUGUAGUCUGUCACUUCUUCCACAUCUGGACAACACAUCUGGACUUCAGUAGAAGAAGAAAACCUCCAUAAAAGAAAGGAGCAUUUUCUUUGUAUGGAUUUUUUUUCCAAGUGUCUUGAAAGACUGGAUUGCACCUCGAGUGAUAUUUUGGGUUUUAUUUUAUUUUAUUUUGCCCAAAUUACCUUUUUAUUAACCUCUCUCUCUCCCUCUUUGGCUCUCUCUCUGGUUCAUGUCUGUUUAGUCCUACCAGCUCAGCCAGCCUUUCAAACUGCCUCACACUGUAGUCAGAGAGAAACAGAUACUCACAUAGCAACAUUGAAAUAUGUCUUUGUAUAAUAUACUAAAACUAUGUUGGUGGGUUUGUUUUUAUUUUUUCAGUUUUUAAAAAUAAAUAUUUCAGCUCAUU
Molecule: messenger RNA, 5739 nt
Organism: Pundamilia nyererei
Lineage: Eukaryota; Metazoa; Chordata; Actinopteri; Cichliformes; Cichlidae
Gene: hip1
Product: huntingtin interacting protein 1
Exons: 31
Coding region: 478-3522 (1014 amino acids)
Biological process (GO): actin filament organization; clathrin coat assembly; endocytosis
Cellular component (GO): cortical actin cytoskeleton; presynapse; clathrin-coated vesicle
Molecular function (GO): clathrin light chain binding; clathrin-cargo adaptor activity; phosphatidylinositol-3,4-bisphosphate binding
Source: RefSeq, a predicted model, not a curated record